GUUAAAUAUUGUUUGUUAAGAUCUGUGAGAAAACGGUCCUCAAGCGAAUUCUGAAGGAGCUGUGGAAAAUAGUGCUCAACACCAUCGAACGACAGAUUGUUCUUCCUCCCUUCUCAGAUCAGACAAGACGAUUGCUUUACAAACAAGGCCCAGUUCGAUGCCGGAUUUGUGAAUCGAUUUCAAUUGAGUGAUGGAGCGAUCCCAACGUUAGAACACCCCGAUAAGGAGUCAGAACCACAGGUGAUAAAGGAUCUACAUUUUGAGGGCUCAGUGAGGACCCCCGGCCGACUCCCCUGUAGCUUGUGUUCAAGCUACCCCUGAUGAUACUUCCCAUGCUUCCCGCUUAAUAUUCUCAGGAUCAUGUUUAAUGACGGAAAAUGUCAAACUAAUUAACUCUAAACACCCAGGCCAAUGCUAAAAUCAUUUGUUUAAUGAUAAUUGUUACUAUAUGAUCAUUUUAACUGGUUUGCAUCCGCAGUUUGCAACUGCUGACCUGCACGUGUCAACAUUGGCUUCUUAUAAAAGACCACCUUAUAAAAUUUUGGCUUUAACGUAACCCUGUCACACCUUGCUUGUGAAUGUUGCAGUUACACCCUCCAUUUCUAGUAUCAUACAAUUUUGCAAAAUAUUUAAACAGAAAGUAGCUUAGCUUCCUCUUUUUCAUAGAGUAGCUAAAGCGCGUGAGUUUUAAAUCGCUCUCGCGAUACUUUUAUGUCAUACGCCGAUCCGAUUUGUUUGCGCAGGCGCAGCGCCGCAUGAACGUCUCGAAAAGGGGAAAAAUCGUCAGGUGUUCUUCUUUACAUCGUUUCUGUUUUCAGACAAACUAAACUAACCCAACACAACCUAUACACUGAUGUUUACUGGCAAAGGUUAGCAACACAAUAGCAUUGUUGAGUGUGUUUAUAUUUGAGUUUUCGAACCUCGCGCAAAAAUAACGAACGUUAGCGGAUGCUGCGGUCGGUUAAUCACUUUAGCCACGAUGAGCAGCGAUAUCGCAAAAAGAUCUUCCGUUAGCCCUGAUAAAACUUGCUGUUCUAGGUUCACUAAUGUCCUAAAACGUGUCUUUGUCUGCAAGAAAAGCAAAGAGUCUUUGAACAGAGAUGAAGAUGCAGUAAGCCCAAGUGAACACACCGGUUGGGUGAUACACCCAUUGAGUUCCCUCAGAUAUUACUAUCUGAUGUCUAUGGUGAUCUUAACAUUCGCCAAUCUUAUAACAAUCCCUCUGGACAUGGCUUUCUCUGAGGAUAUACGUGGUAAUAGACACAGAUACUGGGUGGCCUUCAACGUCUUCUCCGACAUCAUGUUCUGUGUGGACAUUGGUAUUAAUUUUCGAAUGGGUAUUUUCACUGAAGACGGUCAGGUGCCCAUCCUUGAUCCAAAGCUCAUAAGAAAAGAUUAUUUAAAAUCUUGGUUUGUUCCAGAUGUUGUGGCUGCAUUUCCUGUUGACAUUAUAAUUGUUAUUGUGGACCAUUGUAAUAGUGCAGACACAAGCUCGCUGUUGGCUUCAAAGAUGGUGAGGAUGCUUAUGUUCGCGAGGAUCCUGAGCAUGAUUCGUGUGCUCCGUUUGCCAAGGCUCAUGAGAUUCUACUCUGAACUUGAAAAUGUCUCGGAUAUACAGCUUGACGUAGUCCGGCGGUCUAUCAGGUUUACAUUUGCCUUACUGAUGAUCUUUCUCAUCUGGCAUUGGAACGGAUGUAUUCAGUUCUUCAUACCUGUUCUGGAUGAGUUUCCCCUUGACUGCUGGGUCACAAGAGAGAAUCUUACGAAUAGCACAGUUGGUGAAAAAUACUCCUUUGCUUUGUUCAGAACUUUCUUUCAAAUGACCUGGAUGUCCUACAGAUCUACUGACACACCAACACGUAUUGAAGAACAGUGGGGUGUUAUUGUCAGUAUGCUGAUUGGAUUUUCAGUCUUUAUCACAUGCAUCACUUUUGUGGUUGUGACGUUUGUCCGUGCCGCUGCCACAAGUAAUGUGUACAUGAAAAAGAUAAACCAACUACAAUCCUCCAAGGUGUUCAGACAGCUGCCCAAAGCCUUGCGCCAGCGAAUCACUGUGCAUUACAAGUGGGAAUUUGAUAAGAAGAACAUCUUUGAUCUCGUCCCGAAACCACUCAGAAAGGAUAUUAUGGCAGCCAUGUGUACGGACCUGCUAAAGAAAGGAUCGUUGUUUAGAAACAAUGAUCCAAAAUUUGUUGAAGCCAUGUUAAUGAAACUGGAGUAUGAGAUCUUCCAGGCAGGUGAAAUCAUACUUUAUCAGAAUACUCGGGCUGAUCGUAUGUUCUUUAUCGAGUGUGGACAAGUGCUCGUGGAGACUGAAUUCUUCCAGAUGGUGUUGUCUACUGGAGAUCACUUUGGAGAGAUAUGUUUGCUGUUUGGUGGACGGCGGCAGGCUACAGUUCGAGCUUUAGAUGCCUGCAGACUGUUCUCACUUUCUUUAGACCACCUUCUGGAGAUCGAGGAGGAGUUUCCCGAUGUAGUGAAUGAGCUGAGGGAAAAAGCUCAACAGCGUAAAAGUGAACUAGAGCGAGCUGAGCUGAGACAACUUGCUUCAUCUACAUCUGAUGAUGUGUGAAAAACUUACUCUACUUAUUGUAUUCUAUAAUAAAAUUUGAGUUAUUGACUAAGAUAAUUUACAUAUUUUAAGCUUUAGAUGUUAUGCAUUGUAUAGUUUAUUGUAUUUUAUUAAACAAUUCAAGUUAUUGA
Messenger RNA from Paramisgurnus dabryanus, 2703 nucleotides. RefSeq names its product hyperpolarization activated cyclic nucleotide-gated potassium channel-like 1 (gene hcnl1). The record is from RefSeq and is a predicted model, not a curated record. Gene Ontology annotation, biological process: sodium ion transmembrane transport; regulation of membrane depolarization; potassium ion transmembrane transport. Gene Ontology annotation, cellular component: HCN channel complex; axon; dendrite. NCBI's taxonomy places the organism in Eukaryota, Metazoa, Chordata, Actinopteri, Cypriniformes, Cobitidae. Gene Ontology annotation, molecular function: voltage-gated potassium channel activity.